This is a messenger RNA of Acanthopagrus latus (yellowfin seabream), 2035 nucleotides long. RefSeq names its product serine/threonine kinase receptor associated protein (gene strap). The transcript has 9 exons. Gene Ontology annotation, cellular component: SMN complex. Bases 326 to 1315 code for a protein of 329 amino acids. The record is from RefSeq and is a predicted model, not a curated record. Gene Ontology annotation, biological process: spliceosomal snRNP assembly. Gene Ontology annotation, molecular function: protein binding; RNA binding. Lineage: Eukaryota; Metazoa; Chordata; Actinopteri; Spariformes; Sparidae.
UGGCUAGCGGAACAGCGGCUAUAUCAUCGCUGCGGUAGUUACUCCGCGUUGCACGUUGCUAGUUAGUUGCAAUGUUGUAGCUAUUAGCACGACAGCCAUUCCUUUGCUGGGGGAGACCUGCCGUUUUGUUUAACAAACCCACGUAGUGAUUUCUCACUCAUAUCAGCCAUUGUCCAUCCGGCAGCCAACUAUUGGCUUACAGAAAUUAUUCAAAAGUAUACCAGGUAGCUUGUAUUGUCUUUCUCUUAGCCGCCAGCUAGCUAGCCGCUAGCGUUCUGCUGUCUCCACCCACAGUGCGAACCGUCUCCUGGCCGACUGGAGGACCAUGGCGAUGAGACAGACUCCGCUCACCUGCUCCGGUCACACCCGGCCUGUGGUGGACCUGGCCUUCAGCGGAAUUACUCCCUAUGGCUACUUCCUCAUCAGCGCCUGCAAGGAUGGCAAGCCCAUGUUGCGCCAGGGAGACACAGGAGACUGGAUAGGAACGUUUCUGGGUCACAAAGGCGCUGUCUGGGGAGCCACUCUGAACACAGACGCCACCAAGGCUGCCACUGCUGCAGCUGACUUCACAGCAAAGGUGUGGGAUGCAGUGAGUGGAGACGAGGUCCUCACACUGGCACACAAACACAUUGUCAAGACUGUCAGCUUCACUCAGGACAGUAACUGUCUGCUGACAGGAGGAAACGACAAGCUGCUGCGCAUCUAUGAUCUCAGCAACCCUGAAGCAGCACCUCAGGAGAUUUCAGGUCACACCUCAGCCAUCAAAAAAGCCUUAUGGUGCAACAACGACAAGCAGAUCCUUUCUGCUGCCGAUGACAAAACCAUACGGCUUUGGGACAGAAGCUCCAUGGAGGAGGUGAAGACGCUGACAUUUGACACCUCUGUGAGCAGCAUGGAGUAUGUGACUGAUGGAGAGAUUCUUGUAAUCACUUAUGGAAAGUCCAUUGCCUUCUACAAUGCUCUGAGUCUGGACUUGAUCAAGACAGUGGAGGCACCAGCAACCAUCAACUCCGCCUCCCUCCACCCAGAGAAAGACUUCUUUGUUGCCGGUGGAGAGGAUUUCAAGCUCUACAAAUUUGACUACAGCACCAAGGAAGAGUUAGAGUCCUAUAAGGGUCACUUUGGUCCAGUGCACUGUGUUCGCUUCAGUCCAGAUGGUGAGCUGUAUGCCAGUGGCUCUGAAGACGGCACGCUCCGACUGUGGCAGACAGCUGUGGGGAAAACCUAUGGCCUGUGGAAGUGUGUCCUUCCUGAGGACCUGGGGACAGAGAACUCUGAGCAGCUGUACACCUCAACGCCUGAGAUCAAAGCCUGAGGAGAAAGCUGUGCGAAUUGGAAAUGGGAUGAGAAGAGAAAAGGAAAGAGACGAGCGGAGGGGUGUUCCAGCGUUCUAUCAGGCCCCAGCAAGGAGCAGAGUCCAGAACAUCUCCAUCCACCUUGAACUGAUGUGGAUAUUAUGACUGCCCUGUCUGUCAUAGACUUAGCCAUCACACCCAGACACAAACACACACAUACACACUGAUUUUAUGCAGUCAUACGGACAUUGUGGUCUGCAGAGUAAAGUAGUAGAGCUGUGAGUGUCAGCUCAUCGCUGCCUGCUUCCUCUCUGAUCAGUCCAGUUCUGUCUGUCUGCUUACAUUCAUUUUAAAUUCUCUGAAGCCUUGAACCCCAAACCCUUCAAAGUACAUGAUGCUCAGAUUGGAUUUGCUUUCAAAAUUAAGGUAUUUACUGAGCUGGACCAAGGCUUUUGUUUUCAGUUCAUAGUUAUAAGAUCGGUAGAGGUGGUUGCACAGUUUGUGCUAUAGUUGGGGUGCUUUCAUUUCUUGAAAAACAUUGCUUUGAGUAUCCGCUGUUGUUGUACUGGUUGAGUAUAAGAAUUUAAGUGUCCAAAUAAACACAAAAAAAAUAGUUUUGUGACAAAGUGGAAAGGGAAGAAAUGUCACUUUUUUCAUUUUGGUUUCUGUCUUCAUUUGUGUCCAGUGUUGAAAUAAACAAACGCAUUACUGUUAUUUGUAAGUAAUGCACGGAGAGCAAA